Messenger RNA from Saccharomyces eubayanus, 2283 nucleotides. RefSeq names its product Spt21p (gene SPT21). The coding region runs from base 1 to 2283 and encodes 760 amino acids. The record is from RefSeq and is a predicted model, not a curated record. The transcript has a single exon. Lineage: Eukaryota; Fungi; Ascomycota; Saccharomycetes; Saccharomycetales; Saccharomycetaceae. Gene Ontology annotation, biological process: regulation of transcription by RNA polymerase II; rDNA heterochromatin formation; silent mating-type cassette heterochromatin formation.
AUGGCAGAAGUCUCUAAAAUGACAUUAAAGAUCCUUUACACGUUGGACAACGGAUCCAAUGGCAGUUAUUUAGCACGCUCUAAGACUCCAACACAGGUAAGGGUGGCUAAUAUUCCCAAUCCCUUUUUAGCGGCUUCGAAUGAGCAUACAGAGUUAAGAAUUGGCGCAAUUCAUUUGAAAACCAUAUUACAUGAAAUCUACUUGAAUUCUCCUGAAGUACUUGAUCAUGACUCUUUAAAAGAUGGACAUGACUACAACCUGUAUUAUCGUGAUAUUUGUGAGAUGGAUGAGCCACUAGUAAGUCUGGGCCUUCUUUCUAAGCUUCGAAGAAAGUUCCAUAAGAUUCAUAAGAGUACUUAUCAACACACAGAAAACAGUAUAAGUGAGGAGGACGAAAACGAAGAGGACGAACAAAUUAUAGAGGAGGAGGAUGAAGACGAAUCUUUCAUAGUGACGGGAAGGGUUUGCUCAAAUUUUUCAGCGCUGCUAAGGAGAUCGUAUAGCAACGCCUCGAGUAAAAACGGAAGAACCGUGAGCAAUCAAACCCCAGAAGAAACGUUAGAGGUUAAACUAAGGUUCUCUAAAGUCGUGGCUCAUACUAGAACCACUGCCAACAGCGCUGCGAAUUCUCGAAGGCCAAGUAUUCAAUUGCAGUCGUCCUCUUUGCCAUCGUCAGCACUUCCGUUUCCUUCAAGAAUGCAGCCUCUUUCAAAAGCAAACCAAAUAAAAAAUUCAAGAAAUGCAAGGACCACAACAACAAUAAAUAAUACAGGCAAUGCGACUUUGGGGCGUAGACAAACAAACCCUAUGCCUGCUCCAAAGGCUGUUAGAACACAAUCCUUACCUAUUUGGAACCUCAAACCAAAUUCAACCAACACUGGUUUCCCAAGAAACUCAAUUGCACAUAAAAUAUAUUUAGCGGAUAGAAAAACAGAAGCUCACCAACAAAAUCAUCCAAACCAACAUCAAAGUGUGGCUUAUGAAAUAAACACUUUGCAAAAUGACAAUACAAUUCAGAAGACGAAAAUUGACGAUUCGGUAAGCAAAAGGUUUGACUUCAUGCUCAACAAAAAAAAGCCCACUAAAAAAGUGUCUUCUACAACAGUAACGGCAAGAAAACCGACUUCAAUAGGCCCAAACUUAAAGCAAACAGCAAAGAAUAUUGACAAAAGGGCAACUGCCAAGGUCAAAAGCUCAGAUUCCAAAUAUCCCACCAAGUCCAUAUUACCAGGCCAGAAACGAUCAUCUGUGGCAGAGCCAUUAAGCGACGACGUGGAUUCGAUUUUGCAUGACAUACUAUCAGGUCCAAUCAAUCAAGAACAGAAAUCCCAACAGAAACAAAAGCAACACAAGACUUCUGCGGUGAAUGAAAAUGACAAAGAGAAUAUUCCACCGCAAUGUGUAACAGAAAAGGAGAACAAGCUUUACGAUGAGUUAGAUUUUAGUGCCGGUUUUCCUAUGAGUGACUUUUCAGACAUAGUAUUCAAAGAUGAAAUUGGAUGGUUGUCCAAUUUUGAUUUCUUCGAAUCACCAACUUCCUUAACUGGUUCACACUUCAACCAGCAAAAUAUAAAGCCCUCUUCUACAACACCUAGGGAUCCGAACACAUGCAAUACUGUUACUUUGGAAAAUGAAGAUGAUGUUGGUGAGGUAGAUGAAGCGCAAAAUAAUAAAAUUCCAUUGACCAGUGACGCCGAUAAGACUUCCCCAAUAGACUCAUUGUCUAUACCGUUGAUUGAGCUCAGUCACUCAAGUUCAGCAGUAAACAUACGGCACACAUCAUUGAAGGAAGGUUCGAUGCCGAGCGGAGUCGAUAGCAGUAACAAUACACCCUGCGAUAAUGAUACUAAGGAUAGGAAAACACCGAUAAUAGACUCCGACAAUUCAAAAGCUCAGCCAAUGCUUAUGAAUUUCUCAACCCCAGCAGAUCAGCUAGGUUCUGAUAAUAAUGUUGCCACCGUAAAGAAGCUUGUCAGCUUGCCAGAAGGACAACAACUUAAGAGAUCUCAUGAAACUCUGGAAGAAGAGGAGGAGGAGGAGGACCUGAAAAAGCAAAAGGCUAUACCCUCUUCGCCUUGUGGAAUGUACAAUUACCAUCAGCCUGAGUGCAUAGGCUUAUCUGACGAUAUGGUUAAUGAACAAGAUCAAGAACAAGGUCUUGAGAACGAUGCUGAGAGCGAUAAGACUAACGACUUGUUUUCCACUUUUGUAAACCCUGGCAGAACAGGAAGCCAAAUUGUAACUAGCCCCAUUAGCGAGUAUCAAUCUAUCAAGCAUCAAUAA